Auxenochlorella protothecoides is the source of this 774-nucleotide messenger RNA. RefSeq lists its product as hypothetical. The record is from RefSeq and is a predicted model, not a curated record. The coding region runs from base 1 to 774 and encodes 257 amino acids. The transcript has 2 exons. Lineage: Eukaryota; Viridiplantae; Chlorophyta; Trebouxiophyceae; Chlorellales; Chlorellaceae.
AUGCACCUGGACAGGCGAGCCUGGAUCGCGGCGGCGCGUGACAGCCUGGCCUCACGGCUGGGCGGCGAGGCCGCGGCGGCGCUGGGCCUGGACCGCAUGGGCGCCGCGCUGUGCCCCUCCUUCACGCCCGCGGAGGAGGCGGCAGUAGCGGAGGGCAUGCGCGCGCUGGGCCGCGACUUCCACGCCAUCUGCGCGCGCUUCCUGCCCCACCGCGCCGCCGGCGACCUGGCCGCCUACUACUACAACGUGCUCAAGAUCGGUGCCAGCCCGGCGGCGCGCGCCUGGCUCGACGAGCAGCACGAGGCCGCCGCGGCGCAGCAGGCCGAGGCCGAGGCCGCCGAGCGGGAGCGGGAGGCGGAGGCGGCGCGGCGCGCGGAGCGGCAGGAGGCGGCCAACAAGAAGCGCAUGCUGCGCGAGGCGGCCGCCUGGGUGCGCGCCGCGGGGCGCGCCCCCGCCGAGGCCAACUUCAACAAGUGCGCAGGGCUUGGUGGGGGUCCCGUCUUUGGUGCGAGGGGGGUGCAGAGUUUGGCCGCCGCGUGCACGGCCUCGGCGACCCCCUUCCUCCCCUUCCCAAAACUUCAAACCUCCAGGCCCGUGGUCAAGGAGCGGGCGCUGCGCACUGCCAGAGUCCUGCACGCCCUGGACGCGGCCGGGAUCCCCGACGACGCGCUGCCGGCGCCGCUGCGCGCCGCCGCCACCCCCCGCACCCUGCUGGGCUGCAAGCUGGUGGCCCCGGACCCACGCCCCGCGCAGCUGGCGCCCGUCUGCUUCUGA